GAGCUGCCGCCGCUGGUGCUGGCCUGGGAGCAGGAAGGGGGGCGGGAGUGCCGCCCCCACCUGCGGGGGCCGCUUUGGCUGCGGCGGUGGGCGCUCCGGCACGGCCGCUCGUGCUGGAAGGCGGUGCCGGGCAACUGGCGGGUUGCGCAGGAGUGGAGGGGGUACCACUACGGCGACGUGAUCACCCCCCCCGCGGGCUUCGCGGGCCUUGGAGUUCCUGCUCGAGGAGUCGUUCCCCUGGCUGAUGGGUCGGCGAUCUUCGUGGAGUGGGUCACGCUUGAGGACGAGGGGAGUUUCGCGGAUAGGGCUGUGGCUCCCGAUUGCCGCCUGCUGCCCGUUCGAGUCUACCGCACGGGGCGCCCUUUCCGCUCGCUGGAGAACAUCGUCGAGAGCUGCCGCCAGGAGUCCUUGCCCGACUUCAUCGCGCCCAGGACAGCCUUGUGGUGCCUCGAGCACUUGGCUGGCGAGGGCCGCUCCUUGGAGGCGCACUUCGAGCAUUUUAAGAAGCUGUGCGGCCUUCAGGAUUCGCGGUGGGGCAUGGAGGAGUAUGCCAACGUCGUCAGCUAUCUCAAGGCUCUCCUGCACCACGAUCAGGUGGACGCCUCGGACAUCUUGUCGGUCGAGAUGAUGUUUCGUCGCCUGCAGACGAUAGAGUACUGCUACAGCGACAAGCUGCGCGAGAGAUCGACUGGGUCCUCAGGCGGGAGGUUGACCGCGGACGAGCAGGCUGCCUUCGGCGCGACGGCCCGGGCGGAGACGCGGCUGAUUGUGCCGCCCGCGCUGCUGGAGAGCGCCGAGCAGGAGCUCGAACGGGGCGCCUCGCUGGCCAAGAGUCUGCUGAAGGCGCGUGAGGCCCGCGAGUCGUUGGGCAAGAAGCGUCCGGGCCAGCAGGGGCAGGGGUCUGGUGGGGAGGACGUCGGCACAACUGGGGAUGCUCGGAGCCCGUCGCGGCCUCCGGGGAAUUUUGACAGGAACGUCGGGCGGGACUUGUUGCCGUUCCCGACAGAGCCCCCCCCUCGGCAGAGCCACAUGCACCCAGGCUCUCGCGAGGGCGCGGGCAAAGAGCCGGGCGUCGGCGGCGUCGCGAUGCUGACGUUCUUCGGUGCUUGC
Prorocentrum cordatum is the source of this 1110-nucleotide messenger RNA. Lineage: Eukaryota; Dinophyceae; Prorocentrales; Prorocentraceae. The record is from the annotation of a GenBank genome assembly.